Rotaria sp. Silwood2 is the source of this 333-nucleotide messenger RNA. Lineage: Eukaryota; Metazoa; Rotifera; Eurotatoria; Philodinida; Philodinidae. The record is from the annotation of a GenBank genome assembly.
AUGCUUGUUAUGCGAACUAUUGAUGAAACAAAUGGGACUGAAAUAAUACUAGAUCAUUCUACUAUAAGUAUUUUGUUGAAUAACUCAUUAUCUACUUUAGUUGUUAAUGACUAUCCAUUAAUAAGUUUAUUACAAUCAGCAAUAUUUUCUGUAUUUAAUGUUUCAAAAAUAAAAACGACAAAUAUUAUAUUUGGCCAAUUAUGUCAUCAUUAUUACAAUUAUCUUCAAUGUUUCAUUCACCAACUGAUUGGUGUAACGGGUACAAAUGGUAAAACAACAGUAACACAUAUGAUUGAGAAAGUUUUAUCAGAUGCUAAAUUGACAGUCGGUUAA